Molecule: messenger RNA, 594 nt
Organism: Colletotrichum chrysophilum
Lineage: Eukaryota; Fungi; Ascomycota; Sordariomycetes; Glomerellales; Glomerellaceae
Exons: 1
Coding region: 1-594 (197 amino acids)
Source: RefSeq, a predicted model, not a curated record
AUGCUCAAGUUGUCGACGCUGCCAAGCCGGGCCGCCUACAGCCCGCUCAUCCCGUCGCCUCUGAACCCAGAUGUCGACGUCGUCGCACCUCAACGGCACCAGAGGCUGCGGGAGAAGAGAAGGUUGCAGGGCCGCGGGGACGUGAGCCCGACACAGAGACUACUACGUCACAAGGCUGCCAUGGCAUGGAAGUCGGAGGCCUUGACGAGGGAAAGCAGGAUAUAUACCAGGGAGGAGAUUCUCAGCAUCAUCGCCGACUGCGACACCCAGGACGCCGCGGCGAGAACGGCAGUCAUCAUGCCCGACCUCAAGAAAAAGAAGCAGCCUCAAGUACACAUCCGCGCAGCACACUGGAAGGAGACGGACAGCGAGGAGGACGAUUUCUUUUGCGAAUUGGACGACCUGCUCGGCGUCGACACAUCAGAUGGGAGCCCGCAGCAGUGGCCGACACUUGUCCCAAAGCUUCGCAGCCCCUUCUCCAAAGACACGGCGAGGCGAGUCGCCCUGGCAAUUGGGCUGAUGUGCAUCUGCGGUUGCUUGCCAGUGCUUCGAGCACACGGCUUCCACAUAUACCAGGGUUCCGAGGCACCUUAG